AAGCAAUUACUCAGUUUAAAGCAGAUCUUAUUCAUAUUAUUGGAAGCAAGCUUAAAGAUUAUUUUAAGCAGUUGAGCAAACAAACUAUUUCUUUCCCAUAUUUGGAAAGUUUAUUUUUUAGUGUUUUUGAAGGUUAUAUUCAUUAUUUUAAUUCUAGAAAGAGAAGUUAUAAGUGUUUUUUUCAAGAACCUGAUGUGUAUGUACAAUUAACUAGUAUUUUUAAUAAUCCGAAUUGGGGAUGCAAAUUUUUUGAUAAUGAUCAACAAACAUUUGUCUUGUUGUUUGAUGCGCAAGCUAAAAAAGAAGCUAAUUGUAAUUUAUUUG
This is a messenger RNA of Racocetra persica, 324 nucleotides long. NCBI's taxonomy places the organism in Eukaryota, Fungi, Glomeromycota, Glomeromycetes, Diversisporales, Gigasporaceae. The record is from the annotation of a GenBank genome assembly.